Molecule: messenger RNA, 2391 nt
Organism: Prosopis cineraria
Lineage: Eukaryota; Viridiplantae; Streptophyta; Magnoliopsida; Fabales; Fabaceae
Product: phosphate transporter PHO1 homolog 3-like
Exons: 13
Coding region: 1-2391 (796 amino acids)
Biological process (GO): cellular response to phosphate starvation; phosphate ion transport
Cellular component (GO): Golgi apparatus; plasma membrane; cytoplasm
Molecular function (GO): inositol hexakisphosphate binding
Source: RefSeq, a predicted model, not a curated record
AUGAAGUUUGGGAAAGAAUUUGAGGCACAAAUGGUGCCAGAAUGGAAGGAAGCAUACACGGAUUAUAAUUACCUGAAGACCCUUUUGAAAGAUCUCCAACGCCACAAGCAGAGAAGCAACCCACCUGCAACUCCAGCAGGCCUAAAGAGAAAUCUUACACUCUACAGGGCUUUCAGUGGUCUCAUUCAGAGACAAACCCACCAUUCGAGAGAUCCCUAUGAACAAGAUAUUGAGAGCCAACCCAUAAUGGUGAACUCCGUGGAACGAGAUGGAUCCGCGUGCUAUCAAACUACUUUUCUGAUGGUUGCAGAAGAAGGUGGAGAAUUUGAGAUGGUAUACUUCAAGAGGCUGGAUGAUGAGUUUAACAAAGUGGACAAGUUUUAUAGGUCUAAAGUGGAAGAAGUGAUGAAGGAAGCUGCUAUGCUGAAUAAGCAAAUGGAUGCUUUGAUUGCUUUCCGGAUAAAAGUUGAGAAACCCUUUCAAUGGCUCAAUAGCACUUUGGAGAUGACUCAUCUUGCUUCAGAUGUUUCUAAUUCAGCAGCUGUAUUAUCAUCUUCCACACCCAGAGCGGCCAAAUUGCACGGUAAGCAAACAGGAAGUGUUGGCAUGGCCAAGGAGACAAUCAAUGAGGACAACAUUCAUAAUGGACAAUCAGAUGACUUUAGUGGGAGAAAAGAUGAUGAAAUUCAACUUAAUGGCCAAACGUUUCAAACAGAUAAGGAUAAAGAUAACAGGGGUACCAAACUAGCUCCUUUGGAAGUCCUUAAUCAUGUUCGAUUGAACAACACUCUUGAGACUCCUUGCUCAACCAUAGAAAGCUUCCUAAAUUACUCUAAACAAACCGAGCUGCAAUUCAACAGAAAGAAUUUGAAGAAAAUUGAAGAACAACUCAAGCGAGCUUUCAUUGAAUUCCACCGAAAGCUUCGACUUCUAAAGAACUACAGCUUUCUGAACACACUUGCAUUUUCAAAGAUCAUGAAGAAAUAUGAUAAGAUUACAUCAAGAAGCGCAGCAAAAGCUUAUGUGAGAAUGGUUGAUGACUCCUACCUCGGUAGCUCUGAUGAGGUCAUCGGGCUUAUUGAGAAGGUGGAGAAAACGUUCAUUAAACACUUCUCAAAUUCCAAUCGCAAUAAUGGAUUGAACCUGCUCAGACCAACACAAACGAGGGCAAGACAUAGAAUAACAUUUUCCACGGGUUUUUUGGCUGGCUGCACAGCACCACUAGUUUUAGCACUUACUCUGAUCAUCCGAGCCCGCAAAAUUGUGAAUCACCCGGGGAGUACUCAGUACAUGGAAACCAUGUUUCCUCUUUAUAGUUUGUUUGGAUUCAUAGUUCUACACAUGUUUAUGUAUGCUGCUAAUAUAUACUUCUGGAGGCGAUACAGAGUAAAUCAGUCAUUCAUUUUUGGUUUCAAGCAAGGAUCUAUGUUGAGCUUCCUUGAUGUUCUCCUCCUAGCUUUUGCCCUUGCAGCAUUGGCGCUAGGCGGUGUACUUGCGAACCUUGACAUGGAGAUGGAUCCGAAGACAAAAGAUUACGAAGUCUUCACUGAACUUAUUCCACUGCUGUUAGUUAUUAUUGUAAUUGCGAUUUUAUCAUUCCCAUUCAACAUCAUGUAUCGUUCAAGCCGGCUUUUCCUUCUCACAUGCCUGUUCCAUUGCAUCUGCGCUCCUCUCUACAAGGUCACGCUCCCGGAUUUCUUUUUGGCAGAUCAAUUUACCAGCCAGGUGCAAGCUUUGAGAAGUUUUGAGUUCUACAUUUGCUACUACGGUUGGGAAGAUUUCAAUCGCAGACAAAACACUUGCGACUCAAACAACAUAUUCCGAACAUUUUCCUUCAUUGUUGCUGUGAUUCCAUACUGGUGUCGUUGUCUUCAGUGCCUGAGGCGAUUGUUUGAAGAGAAAGAUGCCAUGCAUGGAUAUAAUGCGGGGAAAUACUUCCUCACAGUAUCAGCUGUUUGCCUCAGAACAGCUUACAGCCUUUACUUAGGAAUGACUUGGAAGGUGCUUGCUUGGGUGUUCUCAAUAUGUGCAGCAAUUUUUUCUACGUAUUGGGACAUUGUCGUAGACUGGGGCCUCCUGCGAAAGAAUUCCAAGAAUCGCUGGUUAAGAGACAAACUCAUAAUGCCUCAUAAAAGCGUAUAUUUCGCAGCCAUGGUGCUGAAUAUCUUGUUGAGAUUUGCAUGGUUGCAGACAGUACUGGAUUUCAAGGUUAACUUCCUGCAUAAACAAGCAAUGAUUAGUAUUAUUGCGAGUCUAGAGAUCGUACGUCGGGGCAUAUGGAACUUCUUCAGAGUGGAGAAUGAGCAUUUGAACAAUGUGGGCAAGUUUAGAGCUUUCAAGUCGGUGCCCCUACCUUUCAACUACGACGAAGCUGAAGACGAGGAUGAUUAA